CUCAACCCGCGAGGGGAAGAAAUUUUCCUAGCUCUGAAAGGUAAUACCCUAGGUGGGGAGUUCAAGGGAAGAGAAAAUUUUCCCUCAACCUGCGGACUCCACACAUACACCUUGAGCAAGGGUCAUGGGAAAGGGAGCAUGUUCGCCAACCUGCAAUGUCUUCCUAGGCCAAGUCACGAGAGGGGAAGAAUUCCCAACCUGCGAGGAAGCCUUGGACUUUACGGGCACGUAGGCAAAUGUUCCUUUCAGCCCACACUCCUUAUGCUUGAAUUUGGCCAAGGGAAGCGAAUCAUUUUCCCACAGCAAUGAACAUGCGGGCAAAACAGCGAAGUUGCCCGUAGGUGUACUUUGUUCUGAGCUUACCCUUGGACAAGGCUUACUGUGGGCGUGUCAAAUGUGGGACUUUAACUUGACAGCUUUCAACUUCCUUCGUGAGUGAAAUCCAAUUGUCCAUUUUGUGGCAGCAGAUACUGACCACCUUUCCUGUCAGUUGUCACUGUGUCAGGCUUCCUUUCACCGAGCUGUCGCCCAUUUUCCUCUUCAAUGGCCUAAUUGUAUUGCAUGCAAUCCAAUGGUUCCCAUUCCACCAGAUUCCACUUAGAAGCCUUCCACUUCGUUUUGUUGCUUCUUCCAUUUCCUUCGGUGAGUUAAAGAGAAAGUCGAGAGUGAGCAACAGAGGUGAAUUAGACAGAGUUUAGAGAAACAGUUAGGUUUUAGGAGAGAAACCCAGGGAGUGGGGUUACGUGUGCGUGCGAGCAGUGCAGUGGGAAGCAUGGCUUCUUCUCGUGCGAGGUUCGACAGAGUCCCCUCGACAAUAAAAAAAAACUCAAGGAGGGAUUGUUUCAGAACCUGUGGAUUCAACCCAGAAAUUGUCCAACGCGGCUAUUGCUACACUGGUGUGUUGCAGAGGAGGAAUCGUUUUCUUUUAGACUUAAGCCUCUCAAGUCAAGCAGCAAGCUUCAAACAGAAGCGUUCCCCUGCUACUGUCAACCAAACGCCUACUGCAAAUAGGAACCUAGCUCAAUGGUUGCAUGUAGUGGAUUCUCUUCAAAACACUACAGUAUCAUCUGCAACUCACUCAACUCUGCAGACGUUGUCAUGGCGUGUUGCAAAAAAUUCUUUGAUGUUUGGGGAUAAAUGGCUCGUGUGUUUCACUUCAGACUUGGUCUCCAUCGAGAAGGAAAUGAGAAACCGCAGGCAGACCUACAUUGGAAGUCUAUGAGGAUCCCAUAAAUCCACAAGUCUGAAUGCAUGACUAUUCCCGUACUCUG
Messenger RNA from Carica papaya (papaya), 1271 nucleotides. RefSeq lists its product as uncharacterized. Lineage: Eukaryota; Viridiplantae; Streptophyta; Magnoliopsida; Brassicales; Caricaceae. The record is from RefSeq and is a predicted model, not a curated record.